This is a messenger RNA of Botrytis porri, 861 nucleotides long. RefSeq lists its product as uncharacterized. The record is from RefSeq and is a predicted model, not a curated record. The transcript has 7 exons. Gene Ontology annotation, molecular function: signaling receptor activity. Bases 1 to 861 code for a protein of 286 amino acids. Gene Ontology annotation, cellular component: membrane. Lineage: Eukaryota; Fungi; Ascomycota; Leotiomycetes; Helotiales; Sclerotiniaceae.
AUGUUGUGGCGUCGGUCUUACGACGUCUUGAUAGAGAUAUGGCAACAGGAGGAUAAUCACUUCAUCGAGACGGGAUAUCGAGCGGCAUCUAAUUCUCUUCGAGAAUGUUUUGCAAGUUGGGGAUACCUCCACAAUGAGACUAUUAACAUUUGGUCUCAUUUAAUUGGGGCAGCGUUGUUCGUGGCUCUACCGGUCUACCUGUACAAGGCUGAGAUACCACCUAGAUAUGCCGUGGCUACCAAGGAAGAUAUCGUGGUUUGUGGGAUAUACUUCUUAGGGGUGGCGGUAUGCUUUUGCUUGUCGGCAGUGUACCAUACCAUAAUGAACCAUAGCCAACAAAUGGACACAUUUGGAGCCCAGCUAGAUUUCCAGGGAGUCAUUCUUCUGAUGUGGGGAGCAACGAUUCCUCUUGUAUACUAUGGUUUCUAUUGCGAUACCGCAAUUCACAGGUAUUCUUAUUGGGCUCUGUUAUCACUACUAGCAGUCGCUUGCUCAGUAUCUACCUUUCAACCUCAUUUUCGAGAUCCAUUUCUUCGACCUGUACGAGCCGCCACCUUUGGCAGCUUAGCUGUGGUCACAAUGGUGCCUGUCGUCCAUGGUGCGACUGUAUACGGCUGGCAAGUACAAAAUCAACGGAUGGGAAUCACCUGGGUUUUGAUCACGUUGAUGCUGAAUGUACUUGGUGCAACAGCGUAUGCCAUCAAGUUUCCCGAACGUUGGUUCAAUAAAACGUUUGAUCUGUUUGGAGCUUCUCAUCAACUCUUCCACAUGAUGGUGGUACUUGCAGCUCUCGUGUACAGCAAAGCUAUUUUACAAGCAUUCGACUUUGCCCAUGCAUACGACCACACAUGCAACCGAUGA